UAUAAACCGCGUCGGUUCCAGUGAGAGCAUCGUCCCGCACAGCCACCUGGAUCACCUGUUUCUUCACUGCUUAUUUAUUCAUUGAAAUUUUGAGUGACGAAUUACAACAGAAGAAAAAUCAAAAUGGCCAAGUUCUUCCUCGCCUUCCUGUUCGUCGUCGCUUCAGUCUACGGACAGCAAGCUGACAGCGAUUGUCCGGAAAAGAACGGCGUUUUCGCCGACACCGUCCAGUGCGAUCGCUACUACGAGUGCGAAAACUUUGUCCUCAGUGAGAAACUCUGCGCCGAUGGUUUGGUGUUCGCCGAUUUGGGAGUCAACAGCGGCAUCGGUGGCCGAUGCGACUUCCCCUUCAACGUCGACUGCAAGGACCGCCCCGAACUCCAGCCUGCCAACGCUACCGCCAACUGCCCACGACAGAACGGUUAUUUCGCACACAGUGACCCGACCGUCUGCGACCAGUUCUUCUUCUGCUCAUCUGGUCAAGCUAACUUGAUCACCUGCCCCGGUGGUUUGGUCUUCAACCCCAACACAGGCACUUGCUCCUGGCCAGGAGAGGCUAACCGCGCCGGCUGCCAGAGCAAAGACGUUGUUGCUUUCGAUUGCCCCGCCCGAGUUCUUGAGGCCGAUCCCGUCGGACCCCAGUUCAUCGACCCUCUGUACGCCGAUCCUACCGAUUGCCAGUACUUUUACGUUUGCAUCGGUGGCAAGGAACCCCGCCGCAACGGCUGCACCACCGGUUUGGUUUUCAACGACCUCACCAAGCGUUGCGACAGACCGAGGAACGUCCCCGACUGCGUUGACUGGUACAAGACCAGCGAAGGUGAUUUGUUGGAGCCCGAUGUGUUGGACGAGGUUGCCGCUCCACCACCCAAGAGGACCAACUUCGCCGGCCGGUCUUAAAUUCGCGUUGCCUUUGUAAUUACUCAACAAAUUUACAAGCACAAAAUGGAGAGUCGCUCGACGUCAGCGUGUUAUAUCAUUUUAUAGAUAAAAAAACCCAUCGUUUUGUAAUCGAUCAGAUUGAUGUCAAAGAAGAAGAAUUACAUGUUAUCAUUUUCCUGA
Daphnia pulicaria is the source of this 1062-nucleotide messenger RNA. Its product is annotated as protein obstructor-E-like. Gene Ontology annotation, molecular function: chitin binding. Bases 124 to 900 code for a protein of 258 amino acids. Lineage: Eukaryota; Metazoa; Arthropoda; Branchiopoda; Diplostraca; Daphniidae. Gene Ontology annotation, cellular component: extracellular region. The transcript has 6 exons. The record is from RefSeq and is a predicted model, not a curated record.